This is a messenger RNA of Microthlaspi erraticum, 3474 nucleotides long. NCBI's taxonomy places the organism in Eukaryota, Viridiplantae, Streptophyta, Magnoliopsida, Brassicales, Brassicaceae. The record is from the annotation of a GenBank genome assembly.
AUGGCGGCUUCCUCCUCUUCCACAGUACCACCGCAACAUCAAGUCUUCAUCAAUUUCCGGGGAGAAGAUAUACGCCAUGGAUUCGUCAGCCAUCUCGUCGCUGCCUUGAAAAGGAGUCAGAUCAAUAUCUUCUUCGACGAAUUAGAAGACAGAGGCGAACCUUUAGUAAAACUUUUUAAGAGGAUAGAAAUGUCGAGGAUCGCUCUGGCUAUCUUCUCCAAGAACUACACCGAUUCAGAGUGGUGCUUGAAAGAGUUAGACCAGAUGAAGAAGCGCAUGGACGAAGGCAUUCUGGUGGUGAUUCCCAUCUUCUACAAGGUGGACCCAUCCACCGUUAGAAAUCUCAAAGGAGAUUUCGGUGAGAAAUUGUUGGUUCUGGCUAAAGAUGAUGAGAAGAAGAAGAGAUGGGCUGAAGUUUUGAAUUCGAUUCCUAAUCUAUUCGGCAUCACUGUCGACGAUAAAAGCGACGAAUGCCAAAAAAUUAAUGACACUGUAAAGGCGGUUGAGAGAGUCCUGUUCAAGAUCUCAUCUAUGGUGGUGGGUAGCCAAAAUGUGUUAGUUGAUUCUUUAGAAGAUAGCGAUUCUAAAACUUUCUCAGGAGGCGAAAAGCAUCAGACUUUUGGAACGAAACAACGCCUGGAGGAAUUGGGAGAUAAGUUGGAUUGUGAUAAACACAAAGAAGGAACUCGUAUCAUUGGAGUGGUUGGUAUGCCCGGAAUCGGCAAAACCACUCUCAUGAAAGAGCUCUAUGCGAUUUGGAAGCGUAAGUUUUGGAGGCACGCGCUAGUCGAUAAAAUCCGGGAAAAGUCAAAGGACCCGGAGUUUUCCUUGCCCACAUUUCUUGUUGAAGAAUUACUUCCAUCUGAAGAUCAGAAUAAACACACAGAUAAUGGUGAGGAGCCACUCGAACUGUACAAGAAUCAACUGCUCCAACGCAAGGUCUUUGUCAUUCUGGAUGAGGUUAGUAAAAAGGAACAUAUCGAUGCUCUUCUCGGUAGACGUGACUGGAUUUGUAAAGGAAGCAGGAUUGUCAUUGCAACAAGUGACAUGUCAUUAACAAAUGGUGUGGUUGACGAUACUUACAUUGUCCAAAGUUUGGACCGUAUAGACAGCUUACAACUCUUUCACUAUCAUGCCUUCAGUGAUGAUCAAGAAAACCCUCUAAAGGGAGAGUUAAUGAAGCUGUCAGAAGAAGUUCUACACUACGCCAGAGGCCAUCCACUAGCUCUCAAGAUGUUGGGUGUAGAGCUUAACAAGAAAGACUUAAAUCAUUGGAAAUCGAAACUGAAGACACUCGCACAGAGUCAGAGCUCUGGUAUUAGAAGUGUCUUCCAAGUGAGUUAUGAUGAACUGAGUUCAGAGCUGAAAGAUGCAUUUCUCGACAUAGCCUGUUUCAGAUCCCAGGACAAGGAUUAUGUGGAAAGUUUACUGGCUUCACCUUCACCUGAACCCGGAUCUGCUGAAGCAUUGAGUGCAGUAAAAGCUCUCACGGAUAAAUUCUUGAUUAAUACUUGUGACGGCCGAGUGGAGAUGCAUGAUCUACUGUAUAGUUUUUCAAGGGAACUUGAUCUUAAAGAAUCCACUCAAGGUGGUAACAGAAAACGGAGGCUGUGGCUCCGUCAAGACAUAAUCAAGGGAGGUAAAAUUAAUGUACUGCAAAAUAAAAUGAAACCUGCCAAUGUCAGAGGUAUAUUGCUAGACUUGUCUGAAGUAAAAGAUGAGACGUGCUUGGACUGCGACCACUUCAUAAAAAUGGGUAAUCUCCGGUAUCUCAAGUUCUACAAUUCCCAUUGUCCUCAGGAAUGUAAAACCAACAAUAAGAUCAACAUUCCUGAUGAACUUAAGCUACCAUUGGAAGAGGUUCGAUGCCUCCACUGGCUGAAAUUCCCAUUGAAGAAACUUCCAAACGAUUUCAACCCGAUUAAUCUUGUUGACCUUAAGCUGCCCUACAGUGAGAUUAUACAUCUUUGGGAGGGUGACAAGAAUAGCUUGUUAUUUUUAAAGUGGGUUGAUCUCAGUCACUCAAGUAAGCUCUGCAGCUUGUCAGGGUUAUCAAAGGCUAAAAAUCUUCAAAGACUGAACCUUGAAGGCUGCACAGCACUGAAAACGUUGCCACGUCGUAUGAAGAAAAUGAAAAGGCUUGCUUUCCUGAAUCUGAAGGGGUGCACGAGUCUUGAAUCUCUGCCAAAGAUGACUUUAACAUUUCUGAAAACUCUUACUCUCAGCGGCUGCUCAAAGUUGAAGGAAUUUCCGUUGAUCUCGGAGAAUAUAGAAACUCUACACUUAGAUGGUACAGCAAUAAGUGAGCUUCCUACAAACAUGGAGAAGCUCCAGAGACUUGUCAUACUGAAUAUGAAAAACUGCAAAAUGCUGGUGGAAAUCCCAGACCGGGUUGCCAUAGAAGUGAUGCCACAAUUACCUUCGCUGCAGUAUUUGUGCUUAAGCGGAAAUGAUCAGAUCCGCUCCCUUCCUGCUGGCAUCAGUCAGCUCUCUCAACUAAAAUGGCUGGACUUGAAGUUUUGUAAGAAUCUUACAUCUGUGCCAGAGCUUCCACCAAAUCUUCAGUGCUUAGAUGCACACGGUUGUAGUUCGCUGAAGACAGUUUCGAAGCCUCUGGCACGUAUCAUGCCAACUGAGCAGAACCACUCCACUUUCAUUUUCACCAAUUGUGAGAACCUCGAACAAGCUGCAAAGGAGGAAAUUGCCUCGUAUGCUCAAAGAAAAUGCCAGCUGCUGUCAUAUGCUCGUAAACGCUACAAUGGGGGUCUUGUUUCAGAGGCUUUGUUCAGCACUUGCUUUCCUGGAUGUGAAGUGCCUUCAUGGUUUAGCCAUGAAACUGUUGGAUCAAAGCUAGAAGUAAAACUCCUCCCACAUUGGCAUGACAAGAGGCUUGCCGGAAUAGCUCUAUGUGCUGUAGUGCCAUUUCUUGACUGCCAAGAUCAGAUCAGCCGCUUAUCAGUGACAUGCACCUUUAAAGUAAAAGUUGAAGACAAGUCUUGGGUCUCAUUUACUUGCCCAGUAGGAAGUUGGAUCAGACAGGGAGACGGAGAAUACAAGAGUAAAUCAGACCAUGUCUUUAUUGGCUACACCAGUUGCCCAUAUACUAUAAAGUGCCCUGAAGACGAGAGUUCUGAUAAAUGCAAUUCUACUGAAGCCUCACUUGAGUUUACCGUGACAGGCGGUACAGAUGAGAAAGGAAAUCUCAAGGUGUUGAAGUGCGGUUUAGGCUUGGUGUAUGCAAAGGAUAAAAACAAAAACAGUUCUCAUGAAGCAAAAUAUGAUAUGCCCAUCGAAGUGAAUUUUCAAGAAAUUUCAAACGGGGUUGAGGGAGGAGCAAAGAAAAAGAAGAAAACAAGAGGUGAUGAUGGACGGCCAAAGAAGAAGCAAAAAUUAAGAGUGGAUGAUACUAUCCCGUGUCAAUCAAACGGUGAUGCAAGUGCAACUCCACGACUUGAUGAAGAAAACCCAGCAUGA